AUGUCUUCCACGAUCAACACAAGCACCGGCAACAAGCCCGUCGACCCCUACAAGGCCAAGAGCCUCGAGGACCCCCCUCUCCAGCAAAAAGUCGAGGACAUGGUCAACUUCAUCAGCGAGACCAAAUUCGGCAUGUUGACGACGAAGCUGUCCAACUCGGACCUCUUGACUUCGCGGUGCAUGGCCCUAGCAGGGAAGGAGCACGGCGGUAUCGACCUCAUCUUCCACACGAAUCUCUUCUCAAGCAAGACGAUGGAUCUCACGGUCCACCCGUCAGAAGUCAACAUGUCCUUCCUGGACCCCGUGAGCGGCUCCUGGGCUUCGAUCUCCGGCACCGCGGCACUGGUCGCUGACCAGGAGACCGUGAAGAGGUACUACUCGCCUGCGUUGAAGGCGUGGCUGGGUGAUCUGGGCGACGGUGUGCAUGACGGUGGCCCGGGAGAUCCGCGAAUCGGAGUGAUCAAGCUCGAGGCCAAGCUGGCGACGUAUUCCAUUACGCGCAAGGGGAUGAUUGGCAGAGCCGUGGAAACGGUCAAGAGCGUCUCCAAGGGUGAUGUUCCUGCUAUCAGCAGUCUCAGGGAACUGACUGAGGAGGAACUGGCUGAGUGUAAGUCCAUCUGA
Messenger RNA from Aspergillus fischeri NRRL 181, 621 nucleotides. RefSeq names its product blue light-inducible protein Bli-3. The transcript is spliced from 2 exons. Bases 1 to 621 code for a protein of 206 amino acids. Lineage: Eukaryota; Fungi; Ascomycota; Eurotiomycetes; Eurotiales; Aspergillaceae. The record is from RefSeq and is a predicted model, not a curated record.